AUGUCUACCAAAACUGUUCUUAUUCUGUAUGUACAGAGUGCUCUUAUUCAGCUUAUUGCUUGUCAGUGCAUCGGCAAUGGACUGAACAACAUGAUCGCACCUGGCUUCGCCGGCGGUGAAGGUAUGGGUUGGGGUGGUCCAGGAUUCGGCUAUGGACCAAUGGGUGCUCCUUUCGCACCAGGCCCCAUGAUCGCUCCCGAAUGGACGCCUCUGGGGCCCGCUAACGUUCCUUCUUCAAACGGUGGCGGUUUCUUCGUGACCAGUUCUUCCCCAAUAGCGCCCGUCGGGGUGUCCGUCAUCUCGGACAAUGAGUACACUGGACCGUUGGCCGUAGGUGGACAGCUGCCUUUCUUGGGUACCGUCGGCCUGGAAGGCGCCCUACCCUCAACAGGCACUGGUGCUGUUACUUAUGGUUGUGGGAACGGUAACAUUGGCAUGGUGAGCGAAGCAGGAGCCGAGAUGGCCUACGCUAACGGACUAGCACCGGGCUAUGGAUUCGCUCCUGGUUUCCCCGGAGCCAACUACGGCUUUGGGGCGGCAGGUUUCGGUAUAAACAGUCUGAACAGAUGUGAAACUAUU
Molecule: messenger RNA, 579 nt
Organism: Iphiclides podalirius (scarce swallowtail)
Lineage: Eukaryota; Metazoa; Arthropoda; Insecta; Lepidoptera; Papilionidae
Source: the annotation of a GenBank genome assembly